Messenger RNA from Aegilops tauschii subsp. strangulata, 513 nucleotides. RefSeq names its product protein FAR1-RELATED SEQUENCE 5-like. Lineage: Eukaryota; Viridiplantae; Streptophyta; Magnoliopsida; Poales; Poaceae. The record is from RefSeq and is a predicted model, not a curated record.
AUGGAAAAAUGUGGGAUCCGCAAAUACCGUAUUAUGGAUAUUUUGUGCUUUCAAUACGGUGGAUUUGAUAAGGUUGGAUGCAUAAAGAGGGACAUUUAUAAUUUCUGCCAUGCUAAUAAGCAGGAGACAAUCAGUGCCGGUGAUGCUAAUACGGUGAUCAUGCACAUGAUGGCGAGGCGAGAGCGAGAUGUGGAUUUUUUCUUCAAGUACUUGGUAGACGAGCAUGGCCAUCUGAAGGGACUGUUCUGGGCUGAUAGUCAAUCGCGACUUGACUACGAGGCUUUCAGAGACGUCAUUGUUUUCGAUAGCACAUACAGAACCAACAAAUACAAUCUGCCAUUCGUGCCGUUUGUGGGGUUGAAUCACCACCGCAGCACUGUUAUUUUUGGCUGUGGUAUAAUUUCUCAUGAAACAAGCCAGGCAUACGAGUGGAUGUUGCGGACCUUUUCUGAUUGCAUGGCACAGAAGCAUCCGAUAUCUGUGAUCACAGAUGGGGACCUUGCAAUGCAGUGA